GAACCACUCUCCUCCUCCCCCCCCACAAUCCAUCGUCAUCUUCAUCAUCAUCGUCAUCGCAUCGAGCUUCGCAGGCAAAAGGCCAGAAAGAAAGAGAGAAGGAGAAGGGGUAAAAAAAAAUAAAAAAGCUCUCUCCAAGAGGAGAUCAUGAACAAUCGCCCCAGCCGCAGCUCUCGCACGCUCUGAUUCGCUCUCUUCUCAUCGUGCUGCCAUCAUUCUCGCGUCGGUUCUCAAGCAUUCGCCCUAGAUCUGUAUGUACAAAUACUCCUUCUCUCGCUCUCUCGGAGCUUCUGAAUCCCCGAACUCGAGUGUGUGAUUCCCCCUCCUUCGUCGCGGGAUCGUCCUAGGGUUUCCAAUCGCUGUGGUCAUUGGAAGUGGCAACCUCUUUUUGUACCCACGGUUUUCGCCUCCAUUUGGCCGCGCUGCCGUCCCCAAACCCUAGAAGCUGACGGGCGCUUUCUCUUGUUGCUUUCGGCUUCCGUUUCGAAUCUGUAUAGAGCGCGGUCGUUCGGUUUAGCAGAUUUUCCUGUUUUUUCACAGGCAGGGGAGCGUUAGGUGUAAUCUUGGUUCGUUCGCAGUUUGUGUAUACAAAAGGGGUAGUUGUUAGGUUUCUUUUUUAGUCGAUUCGGUGUUAGCGAUGAUGAACAAUAGAGCUAGGUAUCCGCCGGGUAUCGGUGCGGGCAGGGGCGUGAAUGCGGGCCCUGCAUUCCAGUCGAGGACGCCUCAGCCGCAGUAUGUGCAGAGAGGCCAGUUAGGACAACCGCCACAGUAUCAGCAGAAUCACCACCACCAACAGCAGCAGCAGCAUCAGCAGCAGCAGCAUCAACAGUGGCUUAGGAGAACUCAAUUAGGAGGUGCAGAUUCGACAGUCGAUGAGGUCGAGAAGACAGUGACAGUGCAGUCAGAGGCCAUUGAUUCGAGCUCACAAGAUUGGAAGGCAAGGCUAAAGAUACCACCACCUGAUACGCGCUACAAGACAGAGGAUGUUACAGCAACUAAAGGAAACGAAUUCGAGGACUACUUUCUGAAGCGCGAGCUCCUUAUGGGUAUUUAUGAGAAAGGAUUUGAAAGACCUUCUCCUAUCCAGGAAGAAAGCAUUCCAAUUGCUCUAACUGGUAGUGACAUUCUUGCUAGAGCUAAAAAUGGAACUGGAAAAACCGCUGCAUUCUGCAUUCCUGCCUUGGAAAAGAUUGAUCAAGAUAACAAUGUUAUUCAAGUUGUCAUACUUGUUCCAACCCGAGAAUUGGCUCUUCAGACGUCACAAGUAUGUAAGGAGCUUGGGAAGCACUUGCAAAUUCAAGUGAUGGUGACCACUGGUGGAACCAGCUUAAAGGAUGAUAUUAUGCGUUUGUAUCAACCUGUUCAUUUACUUGUUGGAACACCCGGGAGAAUCUUGGAUCUUUCAAAGAAGGGAGUGUGCAUAUUGAAAGAUUGUUCAAUGCUUGUUAUGGAUGAGGCUGAUAAGCUCUUGUCACCAGAAUUUCAACCAUCGGUGGAGCAGCUGAUUCGAUUUUUGCCAGGCAAUCGUCAAAUCUUGAUGUAUUCAGCCACAUUUCCUGUUACUGUGAAGGAUUUCAAGGAUAGAUAUCUGCAGAAACCUUAUGUUAUUAACCUUAUGGACGAGCUCACGCUGAAAGGUAUUACCCAAUAUUAUGCUUUUGUUGAAGAACGGCAGAAGGUGCAUUGUCUCAACACACUGUUCUCAAAGCUUCAAAUCAACCAAUCAAUCAUUUUUUGCAACUCGGUCAAUCGGGUGGAGCUUUUAGCCAAGAAAAUAACUGAACUUGGCUACUCUUGUUUCUACAUUCAUGCCAAGAUGCUGCAAGACCAUCGGAACAGAGUUUUUCACGACUUCCGCAAUGGUGCCUGCAGGAAUCUUGUUUGUACUGAUCUAUUCACUAGGGGUAUUGACAUUCAAGCUGUGAAUGUCGUUAUUAACUUUGAUUUCCCCAAGAACGCUGAAACUUACUUGCACAGGGUUGGUCGUUCAGGAAGAUUUGGCCACCUAGGUUUAGCUGUCAAUCUUAUCACAUAUGAGGAUCGCUUCAACUUGUAUAGGAUUGAGCAAGAACUUGGAACUGAGAUUAAACAGAUUCCUCCACAUAUUGAUCAGGCAAUUUAUUGUCGGUGAUAUAUGGGAGAAAUCUUGGUGCAGUACUGAAGUGGAAAUGGGAUCGAUGAAGCUGCCUGAUUCAAUAAGUGGGCAUGGGCGGCUUGUGGAGCGUAAAUUGUGAGGGAUUAAUAUGAUAAAAACUUUUUUGUGGACGCCCAAAUAGGAGUGCUAAGAAUGUUUUUAAUGGUGUCUGGAUUUGUGUAACCCGGAUUAUAUCAGGAGAUUGCUGAGAGUUGGUAGAUGAUCUACACAAGUCUCGGGAAAAAACGUAUGGGUCCAAUUUACCUUUGAAUUUCCUCAAGAGACGUUUCUCUCUUGUUUUCGCCUAUAUUGUCUAGAAUGCUUUUGUUCCCUCUGUUUUGGAAAGAUUGAUCACUGUUGACAGA
Rhodamnia argentea is the source of this 2499-nucleotide messenger RNA. RefSeq names its product DEAD-box ATP-dependent RNA helicase 8-like. Gene Ontology annotation, molecular function: RNA helicase activity; mRNA binding; ATP binding. Gene Ontology annotation, cellular component: P-body; cytoplasmic stress granule. Lineage: Eukaryota; Viridiplantae; Streptophyta; Magnoliopsida; Myrtales; Myrtaceae. The transcript is spliced from 10 exons. Bases 638 to 2131 code for a protein of 497 amino acids. The record is from RefSeq and is a predicted model, not a curated record. Gene Ontology annotation, biological process: cytoplasmic stress granule assembly; P-body assembly.